Molecule: messenger RNA, 882 nt
Organism: Engraulis encrasicolus (European anchovy)
Lineage: Eukaryota; Metazoa; Chordata; Actinopteri; Clupeiformes; Engraulidae
Product: high choriolytic enzyme 1-like
Exons: 7
Coding region: 94-726 (210 amino acids)
Biological process (GO): proteolysis
Molecular function (GO): metalloendopeptidase activity; zinc ion binding
Source: RefSeq, a predicted model, not a curated record
AUCGUGGAGGACCCCAAUGCUGAGCUGUCUGUUUCUGAGCUCCUGGAGAGAGCCAACAGAGAUCGCACUCCUGACUUCGAUGAGCCUGAGCUGAUGGGAGAUAUCGCCAUCGAUUCCCCCGAGGAGAGGAACGCUGAUCCCUGCACCUCCCGCGGCUGCAUGUGGCAGAAGUACAACGACGGCAAGGUCUACGUGCCCUACGUCAUCGCCAACCACUUCUCUUCCCGCGAGCUGCAGAUCAUCCAGCGUGGUCUUGACUCCUUCUCCUCCAUGUCUUGCAUCCGUUUCAAGCGCCGCAGCAACGAGAGGGACUACCUCAGCAUUGAGUCUCGCAGCGGAUGCUGGUCCUACGUUGGUCGUCGUGGCAAUGCUCAGACCGUCUCCCUGAGCCGUUCUGGCUGCCUGUACCACAACACCGUCCAGCACGAGCUUCUCCACGCUCUGGGCUUCAACCACGAGCAGACCCGUAACGACCGUGACAACCACAUCACCGUUGUCUGGGAGAACAUCAUCGAUGACAUGAAGCACAACUUCAACAAGAUCAACACCCUGAACCAGAACACCGGAUACGACUACAACUCCGUCAUGCAGUACCACAGGUACGCCUUCUCCAAGAACAACCGCGCCACCAUGGUCCCCAGGCCCAAUGCCAACGUUGAGAUCGGCAAGGCUACCCAGAUGAGCCAGAACGACAUCAACAGGCUCAACAGGCUCUACAAGUGUUAAGAAAACCAGCGCUGUUGGCCGAGAGAGCUGUCCGGGGUCCUGACGGGUGACUGCUGGACGAGUCGAGAUGUUUUUUACGAUCUAUUCAUCAUCAUUACAACGUUGCAUCCAUCUGUAAUUGUGUCUGAUUAUAGCCUUGUUUUGCCAUUCUGCAGG